GCCAUUUUGUACGUCUUUAGUCGUUCCAAAACCUGGCAAGAACAAGGAGCACCGACUGCGGGGCGCUAGACGACCGAGUUCGGCCGAUCCCGCUGCGUGACGUCAGCCUCGGGCACUUCCGCCUCCGCGCUCGGGUCCAGUCGGAGAAUCUCUUUUUUUUCCCCCUCCUUCCUGUUACCUCACGUUCGUUUAGUCGUGAGUCGCCGCCCACAUCAGCCUCACUUUCGUGGCAAUGACAGAAGAGGCUGUCCCUAUUUCGUAUGUUCCUGCACAGGAGAUGCGCUGUGUUCUACACUGGUUUGCACAAUGGACAGAAGCACAGCGCAAACAUUUUCUUCAGGAUUUGCUGUGCAAGGCUGUGCCUGGCAAACUGAGUCUACUACUUGAUGGACUGGGCUCCCUGAACCUUUCCCCUCCACCCCCUAGCCUAUUUAAGUGCCAGAUAAGACUCUGGGAUCAGUGGUUCCAGGGCUGGGAUGAGGAUGAAAGGAAUGAGUUUUUACGCCGUUUGCAGCAGCAAGAACCAGAUUUUGUGGCACUGUUCUAUAAGGAGAUGACCGGAACAACAAGCAAGGUCUGAUAACCGCAGGAGCUGGAACUGGUCCUGAGAAAUUAAAAUGA
This is a messenger RNA of Nanorana parkeri, 621 nucleotides long. It is a transcript of the gene CUNH14orf119, whose product is annotated as chromosome unknown C14orf119 homolog. The transcript is spliced from 2 exons. NCBI's taxonomy places the organism in Eukaryota, Metazoa, Chordata, Amphibia, Anura, Dicroglossidae. The record is from RefSeq and is a predicted model, not a curated record. The coding region runs from base 233 to 580 and encodes 115 amino acids.